AUGACGUUUAUCCCUUCACCGGUAUCAGAAGUCAGUGGCAAGCCCCGCAUUUUGGUGAAUGCGCCCGGUUCCAAACUCGUUAAGACUAUGCGAUCCAUUUACAAGGCAAAUAUGCCCGCCCUGGAUUUGGGAGUGAGGUCUGUUGUGAAGUCUGUGAUGUACCCUAAACGGAUGGGCAGUGAAGCUUGCUUCCACAUAAUCGCGCGUGACUCUCUGACUAAAGUCCCCAGUGAGAAACGCUAA
Messenger RNA from Opisthorchis viverrini, 243 nucleotides. RefSeq lists its product as hypothetical. The transcript has 2 exons. The record is from RefSeq and is a predicted model, not a curated record. Bases 1 to 243 code for a protein of 80 amino acids. NCBI's taxonomy places the organism in Eukaryota, Metazoa, Platyhelminthes, Trematoda, Opisthorchiida, Opisthorchiidae.